Molecule: messenger RNA, 639 nt
Organism: Ruditapes philippinarum (Manila clam)
Lineage: Eukaryota; Metazoa; Mollusca; Bivalvia; Venerida; Veneridae
Exons: 1
Coding region: 1-639 (212 amino acids)
Biological process (GO): adenylate cyclase-activating adrenergic receptor signaling pathway
Molecular function (GO): G protein-coupled receptor activity
Source: RefSeq, a predicted model, not a curated record
AUGUAUAUUACAUUAUUCUGUAUACUCAAUUCAAAAUGGAAAAAGAUUGCACCUGUUGAAGGACCUGUUACUGUCAAUCAACAAGUGCCAGAAUCAUCAACAGGUAAGCGCAAUGGAUCGAUUUUGAAUAGCAAGACGCACAAGUGUGCCAAUCCCACUGAACAGACAUCCAAUUCUAGGACAUUGCCAAUAGCAAAUAUACGUAACACCGUGUCCAACAUAGGAAUAGAGAUAACAAAAAUCCAAAAUUAUACAAAUAAUCUGUCUGCAGAAUCAACGUCACAUAAAGCACAGUGUACGGAAAUAAACUUACAAGCUCGCCAGUCUGCUCCGCGUGAUGCACUACAAAGAUCUAAACAGCGAGUGAUAGCAAUGAGGGCUCAACGUCAAAUUCGUGUCUUUAGACUUGUCGGGAUAAUUUUAUUGUUUCUGAAUAUAUGUUCAUGGCCCAGUAUAAUAGUAUUUUUAUUGAGAAGUCAUAACCAGAUAACUGCUAAAAGGAACAGUCUCAUGAUGGUCUUUACAACAAUGUGUUUCAAUUCUGCACUCAAUCCUGUUUUAUACGCUGCAACUCUUACUGAGUUCCGCAAAUACAUUUAUGAUGGAUUUAUCAAAAUUAAAAACUAUUUCAAAUGUUAG